CGUCCCUCCAACUUUACCUACACUAUUAAUGCUAAUCUAUGCCCAACACUUGUCUGCAGAUAUAAAAACAAGCGUUUUGUUCAUGGUUCAUAUCACAAUUCGUUUACAUCUACGCUUGUAAAGAAGUCCAAUACUCAAAAUUAACAAAAUGUUCAAAUUGUUCGCUGUCUGCUUCUUGGCCCUCUUCGCUGUUGCCUUCGGUGCUGCUAAGCCCGGUUUGUUGGCUGCUCCAUUGGCUUACUCUGCUCCAUUAGCUGCUGCUCCCAUUGCUCACGCUUAUGCCGCUCCAGUCGCCGCUGCUUACUCCGCUCCUCUGGCCUACACCACCGGAUAUGCUGGUUACGUUGCACCCUACGCCAGCAGCUACAAUGCUCACUCGAUCGCUCACUCCGCCGCUUUCCCAGCUGCCUAUGCUGCUCCAGUAGUCGCCGCCCCAGCCCCAGUGGUCGCUGCUGCCCCAGCAGUCGCUGUAUUGAAGAAAUAGAUCAGGAACGAAUAGCAUUUUGGAAACUGUGAUGAACUUAGGCAAUACGAAAAAAAUUAAAUAAAAAUUUAAA
Messenger RNA from Zeugodacus cucurbitae (melon fly), 557 nucleotides. RefSeq names its product vitelline membrane protein Vm26Ab-like. The transcript is spliced from 2 exons. Lineage: Eukaryota; Metazoa; Arthropoda; Insecta; Diptera; Tephritidae. The record is from RefSeq and is a predicted model, not a curated record. The coding region runs from base 149 to 484 and encodes 111 amino acids.